Molecule: messenger RNA, 1158 nt
Organism: Glycine soja
Lineage: Eukaryota; Viridiplantae; Streptophyta; Magnoliopsida; Fabales; Fabaceae
Product: GDSL esterase/lipase CPRD49-like
Exons: 6
Coding region: 151-966 (271 amino acids)
Molecular function (GO): hydrolase activity, acting on ester bonds
Source: RefSeq, a predicted model, not a curated record
AAGAGUAGGCAGCAAGAGAAAGCAAUUGAUGUUGUGGAAGUUGACAUUGACAAGAGAAGGCAACGUGGGAAAGAAAGCAAAAUCCACGUCUAUAAAUUUUGAAUGCAAGUUAGUGUGUUAAGUGUAUUAUUGAUAUUGUGGAAGUGAGAGAUGGUAGGACCAGUGAGGCCUCAAUUUGUGUUGUUUGGUUCGUCCAUAGUUGAGUUCAGUUAUAGUGAUGAAGGUUGGGGAGCUAUUCUUGCCAACUUGUAUGCUCGAAAGGCAGAUAUAGUUUUGCGAGGAUACGCUGGUUGGAAUUCAAGGCGUGCUCUUCAGAAUCUGGAUAAAAUAUUUCCCAAGGAUGCCACUGAUCAACCAUCACUGAUAAUUGUGUACUUUGGUGGUAAUGAUUCUAUGCAUCCACAUCCAUCUGGCCUUAGCCCUCAUGUACCUCUCCAAGAAUACAUUGAAAAUAUGAAGAAGAUUGCUAUCCAUCUCAAGAGCCUUUCAAAGAAGACUCGUAUAAUAUUUCUCAGUUCCCCUCCCAUCAAUGAGGUGCAAAUGCAUGAAACUCUCAGUGAUCUAUUGGGGCCACUAAGAAGGACAAAUGAAGCUUGUCGAACAUACUCGGAAGCAUGUUUGGAGCUAUGCCACGAGAUGAAUGUGAAAGCCAUUGAUCUCUGGUCUGCACUCCGGCAAAGGCAUGACUGGUUAGAUGUUUGCUUUACGGAUGGAAUUCAUUUGUCAAAUGAGGGAAGCAAGAUAGUGGCAAAAGAGAUAUUGAAAGUCCUCAGAGAAGCAGACUGGGAACCUAGUCUGGACUGGAAGUCAAUGCCAGUUGAGUUUGCAGAAGAUUCACCAUAUGAACCAAUUGGUGCGGAUGAAAACACUCAUAUAGAUGUCUCUAACUGGAACAACAUCCAGGGAAAGUCUCAACUGGAAAUGAGUAAUUGCGCAUUGACCAAGGGAUUUAGCUCAGUUGAUUAAGCAGAAUACAUGUCAUUAUAAAUCCCUAGUUCCUAUCUUUGAUGCCUAUAUAUAAGAAAGAAUAAUUGCGCAUUUUCACGCUACAGAAAUGUCCAUAAUGUACUGAGUCACAAAGUGGCGGGGUUAUAUUACUUUUAUUGUGCUUAAAGAAAUAUGGUGUUCUUGGUGCAUAUUGAGCAUUUGAGCUAGUUA